AUGGAUCGUGUCACUAAGCAAAGACCUUUUCAGGCUGUAGGGGUGGAUUUCGCCGGACCAGUUAUUCUGAGAGCAAGCCGUUUACGAAAGGCUCCACGCGUGAAGGCAUAUAUAGCUCUGUUUGUAUGCAUGGUGACAAAGGCUGUACAUCUAGACCUUGUCUCAAGUUUAUCUACUGAUGCGUUUCUUGCAACAUUGCGGCGCUUUGUUUCUCGUCGAGGGUGUUGUAGUGUUAUCCAUAGUGAUAAUGGUAGGAACUUUGUAGGUGCAAGUAGGGAGUUAAGUGAUUUGUAUCGUUUUUUCAAACAGGAUCUGGUAAAACAGACCCUAAUCGAAGUUAGUGCACAGUUAGGGAUUAGAUGGCAGUUUAUUCCUUCCUAUUCACCACAUUUUGGAGGUUUGUGGGAAGGGUCCAUUAAAUGUAUGAAGCAUCAUAUACGCAGGGUAAUUGGAUCGUAUUGUCUUACUUAUGAGGAAUAUUUCACAGUGUUAGUCCAGAUUGAGGCCGUCUUAAACUCUAGACCGUUGUUGGCAACCACUGAUGACAGUUCUGAUUUGUCAUACAUUAGUCCGGGACAUUUUUUGAUAGGUGAGCCUUUAACAGCAAUUCCAGAAGCAUAUCUUUCAGACAAGGUUGUGAAUCUCAAUAAGAUUUAUAAGCAAAUGACUGCCAUGAGAGACCGGUUUUGGAAACUCUGGUCAACGCAAUAUUUAAGUACGUUACAACGUAGGAAUAAGUGGGCAAAGACCCAAGUUAAUGUUAAGGUCAAUGAUCUAGUGUUAAUUAAAGAAGACAAUUCUCCACCACUUCAAUGGCCUACGGGUCGUGUGAUGGAAAUUAAGAUAGGUCAAAUGGAAAAGUUAGGGUAG
Molecule: messenger RNA, 870 nt
Organism: Ctenocephalides felis (cat flea)
Lineage: Eukaryota; Metazoa; Arthropoda; Insecta; Siphonaptera; Pulicidae
Exons: 1
Coding region: 1-870 (289 amino acids)
Biological process (GO): DNA integration
Molecular function (GO): nucleic acid binding
Source: RefSeq, a predicted model, not a curated record